Amborella trichopoda is the source of this 1729-nucleotide messenger RNA. It is a transcript of the gene NUDX19, whose product is annotated as nudix hydrolase homolog 19. Gene Ontology annotation, biological process: NADP+ catabolic process; NAD+ catabolic process. The record is from RefSeq and is a predicted model, not a curated record. Lineage: Eukaryota; Viridiplantae; Streptophyta; Magnoliopsida; Amborellales; Amborellaceae. Gene Ontology annotation, molecular function: NADH pyrophosphatase activity; metal ion binding. Gene Ontology annotation, cellular component: cytosol; peroxisome.
AACCACCGAAGUUAAUUACGCUCUGGAUCAGAGUACGGAGUUUAAACGGGCCGAGAAUGUUUUCGGAGCCAGACUUAGAGGGAGAGAGAAAGCGUCGCAAAUCCAUAAUGGGGUUGGAAGAAUGUACCUGACCCUUGCUUACCCCACUCGCUUUCUCUCCCUAAACGCCCACCUCCCCAUUUUCCUUGUCAUUAAACCUGCAACGAAGUUCCUCUUCCUUGGAAAGAAGACCAUGUCCACGAAAACCCAACCGCACGCGUUUGCAGGCAACCCACUGAGAGCUUCUACCUCUAACACCAUCCCCACCACCGAUGAAUCUUCUUUCUCUUCAGCUUUUUCAACCCUAAAAUCCAUUCUAGACUCCACCCAAGAAGGCCCAUGGCGCUCUUGUAAUGUCAAGGUCCUUCCUUUCAAAAGAGGCAAGCCUUUAGCCUCUUCUUCCGUUUCUCCUUCUUCUUCUGUCUCUGGUUCAUCUGAUGGUGUUCCACUUUGGCAUUUGGGGUGGCAAAGUUUAUUGGGUUGUAAGGAUUUUCUUGGGAGUUUUGAAGUUAAGCUGAGCCAUGAGCUUCUGGUUUUUCUUGGAAAGCAGAAAGAUGUUUCCUACUGGGCUAUCGAUGUUUCUGCGAUGGAUUCUUCUGUAGUUGUGGCCCAAUUGAAGGGUUUCUCUUUUGUGGAGCUUAGGACUCUCAUGGUUGCUACUGAUUGGGCUGAUACUUCUGCAAUGGGGGAAUUGGCAGUCGCUGGCCAUGCUAGGGCAUUGUUGGAAUGGCAUAAUUUGUCCCGUUUUUGUGGUUACUGUGGAGCGCGAAACAUACCAACUGAUGGGGGAAGACGGAAGCAAUGUGUAAAUGAAUCUUGCAAGAAGAAAAUCUACCCUCGUAUUGAUCCUGUUGUCAUUAUGCUAGUCAUCGAUAAAGACAAUGAUCGUGCACUCCUAAGUCGUCAAUCCAGAUUUGUUCCUCGCAUGUGGAGUUGCAUUGCUGGUUUUAUAGAGCCAGGAGAAAGUUUAGAAGAAGCAGUGAGGAGAGAAACAAUCGAGGAAACUGGCAUUGAAAUUGGGGAUGUUGUCUAUCACAGCUCUCAACCCUGGCCUGUUGGACCAAGUAGUAUGCCAUGCCAGUUGAUGGUUGGAUUCUUUGCAUAUGCCAAAUCUUUUGAAAUACGUGUGGACAAGGAAGAGUUGGAAGAUGCCCAAUGGCACAGCCGGGAAGAUGUGAAGAAAGCUUUGGCCUCUGCUGAAUACAAGAAAGCACAGAGGAAUGCAGCUUUCAAAGUUGAUCAGAUGUGCAAAGGCGUGGAGAAAGGACACAGUUUCUCAGCAGAUUUCAAUGUGGAAAGUGGUGAACUUGCUCAGAUGUUUGUUCCAGGCCCAUUUGCCAUUGCCCACCAUCUCAUUGCUGGUUGGGCCAAUGGUCAUAACGCUGAUAUGGGGCCCACCACUUCCAACUCUGUGUCCAACUUGUAGCAUGUCACCAUGUAAUUCAUGCAUGGAUGGAUUUAAGUGAAUCAUAUAUGCAUGCUCGGAACAUGAUAUUCAUGUGUGGUUUUGAGUUUUGCUACAUUUGUUGUUAUCACUGAAAAUAAGCCUGGUUGGCCUCGUCAUGCGGCUUGAUACAUGACAUGUAUGUAUGAUGCUCUUCCAUUGGGCUAAAUACUUGGGAUCAGAUUAAAUUCUUGUCAAUAGCUGAUGUUAAGUUCAAAUUAAUACAAGCAUGGAAUUCGUAAACAA